AUGGCUCGUCGUCGCCAGUUUCUCACCGACGUCGUUGUCGGGCCCGACCGCGAUCAGCUGCGUGCUGCUGCGCUGCAAAACCUUAAGGACUCUCACAAGUUUACGCUGCAGAUGACCAAGGGUUGUAAGCACACAGACAAUGUCUUUGAGUACUUUGCUACAAACUUCAAAGAUGCCUCGUUCAACACUGACUGGGCGGAACGCACGAUGCGUGUAACUCUGCCCAUGCAGCAGCACACGAUGACCACGCGACCACCGUCUCAAAAAACCGUUGUGGUGCCGGCCAUUUUGCACGAAAUCAUGCACGCUCUCUUUGAGCUUGACUUUCUGUCGCUCGAAGGCAUUUUUCGCGCCUCGGGAUCGCGCGCUCGCGCCAACUCGAUCAUGGCUCAUAUCAUGGACAAAGGUAGCCUGCCACGCGAAAUUCUCAACUCGGACGUUCUGCCCUUAUGUGCCGUCUUCAAGGCCCUUUUGCAAAUGUUUCCCGAGGGUGUACUCUGUCGACAUAGCAAAGCUCUUCUGGACCUCUGGGAAGCCACCGAGUCUGCCGAUGAUGAGCCCAGCGAUGGUUUCGAUGCUUCUCGCGUGUCCUCCCUUGGUCGCCAAAAGGGUCUGCACCUCGCCCUUUUGACCCUGCCUGGACAAAGCCUUGACCUGUUCAUGUAUAUCGCCGACGUCUGCCGCUUGGUAUCUGAUGCCGAGUCGACGACCCACAUGACGCUGGAAAACAUGGCUGCCGUCUUGGCUCCAAACAUGACACAUCGCCAACACCAUGACGAAGUCCUUCUGUGGCGUAGCAUUGUAACCGAGCUCCUCCGUCGCUGGGACGAAGCCGGCGAGAUAUUGGGCAGUGUCAAGGCUACUGCAGACAUCAUGGCCCCAGAAACCGCUUCUAAGCUGCUGACGGGAAUGAUCAAAGGCGGUCGUCGUCGCAGCAGCCUGGGAGGUGCCAUUAGCUGGCUCUUGGGCACAGGCAGUAGUUCUCAGGAUGCAGGAGCUAGCAAGUCGCAACCUGCUAGCAAGCCUGCCACACCCUCACGGCCCGGGAGUCGCAAUCGACGCGAUCGGCGUCGAGGAGAACCAUCAUCUGCAGAGCGCAAGAAUGAGGAGCCCCUCUCCCGCAAGCGCUCCGCCGAGGACAGCGGCACUAGCAGCUACUUACCGCGACUGGCCGCCAAUCUAUUUGAUCCUCGGCGCAUGCUGGGCAUGGGUGCACCGGCGGCGGCCGAGGAAGAUGCAGCAAGUCCAGUCAAAAAGUCGAAGAUGGUUGAAACCAAGGCUGGCAACACGGGGCCCAUGGCGGCCUGGGGAACCCAGUCGCAAGCGACCACUGCAUCAGCUCACGACCCUCCCAAAGCCUGUUCUCCACGAUCUGAGACCCGGCUCCCGAGAACCUUUCUGAAUUAUCGUGUUCAAUAUCAACUCGAGCCCCCCUGUGUGUGUGUAUGUGUGUGUGUGUGUGUGUGUGUGUGUGUGUGUGUGUGUGUGUGUGUGAUCGACAGCGCCAAAAAGGCAUUGCGUCGACUUCGCGGGCGCGCCAAAUCAAACCCUGGUACCGCGACGUCUUUAGACGCGAAGCUCGGCCACGCGACGCGAUCCGAAGAGGCCGAUACCCAUGUUGAAGGGAGCUCCAGUAACGAGUUGUUGCAGACACUACGCCCGUCCGGCAAUGCGCGUGAGGGCUCCAUACUCCAGCCCCUCUCCGUUGACGCGUUGCACCCGAGUCGCCCCAGCGAGCCCAAGCGUACCCGAAGCGGGCGCGAGUACAGCCCCAUGACUUCACGCAAACCUCCCACAACUGCCACACAGACUGCUUCAAAUGUCGCAACGCCCGUUGCGCCACCCACGAGUGAAUCGUCACGUAGUGGUGUUAGUCACUACUCCUACCGCCGUGCCAUUGCCACCUCCAAGGCCAGAGAAACCGAGUCGACGUCGCAAAAACGUGGCACUGAUGGCUCCAGUCCUGCCAAGCAAGCUCGUCGUUUGCCCACGCCGGGCGGCAAUAAGGAAAACAACGGGGACUAUCCCGUGACUCUGCGAAAGGAACCUGCGCCCGCCGGUCUAUCUGCGCGUCGUCGUGGCCUGAUUGUGCAGUCUCCUAAAAAUUCGCCAACCCAAUCUUCUCCCCUGCGCCAAAAAGUACACAGUGCUCUCCCCCUCCGCUUGCCUCUGAGUCCGGGGGGCCCUCGCACGCGAGGUUCCUUUGGUAUUAGCCGCCUUACUCUGGGAAUGGCAUCUGAGCUUGAUUACGAGUCCGUGGUUUGA
This is a messenger RNA of Monosiga brevicollis MX1, 2265 nucleotides long. RefSeq lists its product as uncharacterized. Gene Ontology annotation, cellular component: cytoplasm. NCBI's taxonomy places the organism in Eukaryota, Choanoflagellata, Craspedida, Salpingoecidae. The transcript is spliced from 14 exons. The record is from RefSeq and is a predicted model, not a curated record. Gene Ontology annotation, molecular function: GTPase activator activity. The coding region runs from base 1 to 2265 and encodes 754 amino acids. Gene Ontology annotation, biological process: small GTPase-mediated signal transduction.